Molecule: messenger RNA, 585 nt
Organism: Pteropus alecto (black flying fox)
Lineage: Eukaryota; Metazoa; Chordata; Mammalia; Chiroptera; Pteropodidae
Product: olfactory receptor 6C75-like
Exons: 1
Biological process (GO): G protein-coupled receptor signaling pathway
Cellular component (GO): membrane
Molecular function (GO): olfactory receptor activity
Source: RefSeq, a predicted model, not a curated record
GACCGCUAUGUGGCCAUCUGCAAACCUCUACAUUACACCACCAUCAUGAGCAGCAGAGUCUGUAUCCUUCUUGUCUUUAGCUCUUGGCUCGCAGGAUUCCUGAUCAUUUUUCCACCAAUAAUUCUACUGAUGCAAUUGAAUUUCUGUGCCUCCAAUGUAAUUGAUCAUUUUAUCUGUGAUUCUUCUCCAAUUUUGCAGCUUUCUUGCACGAACACUAGCUUUCUCGAAUUCAUGGCAUUUUUUUUAGCUGUGGUAACACUUAUGGUCACCUUAACACUAGUUAUUCUCUCCUACACAUACAUCAUCCGUGCAAUUGUGAGAAUUCCUUCCACGAGUCAAAGGAAGAAAGCUUUUUCCACUUGUUCCUCCCACAUGAUAGUUGUCUCCCUCUCUUACGGUAGCUGCAUUUUCAUGUACAUUAAGCCUUCUGCAAGGGAGAGAGUGUCUUUAAGCAAAGGGGUAGCUGUGCUCAAUACCUCAGUGGCUCCUCUUUUGAAUCCUUUCAUAUAUACACUAAGAAACCGGCAAGUGAAGCAAGCCUUCAAGAACAUGAUCCAGAGAAUGGCCUUUUCUUCAAAUAAAUGA